This is a messenger RNA of Astyanax mexicanus (Mexican tetra), 1336 nucleotides long. RefSeq names its product S100 calcium binding protein, beta (neural) (gene s100b). Gene Ontology annotation, molecular function: RAGE receptor binding; calcium ion binding; S100 protein binding. NCBI's taxonomy places the organism in Eukaryota, Metazoa, Chordata, Actinopteri, Characiformes, Acestrorhamphidae. The transcript is spliced from 3 exons. Gene Ontology annotation, biological process: positive regulation of cell population proliferation; positive regulation of canonical NF-kappaB signal transduction. Gene Ontology annotation, cellular component: cytoplasm; nucleus. The record is from RefSeq and is a predicted model, not a curated record. Bases 126 to 413 code for a protein of 95 amino acids.
CCUUCCAGUGUGGAGCUAUAAAGACUCAGAGCGUCUCUCCGUCUCUCCCUCACUUUCUCCCUUCUUACCACAACACAAAUCACUCCAUUCUCUCGCUCUCCGCCCCGAAAGCAGGCUCAGAAACCAUGACGGACUUGGAGAACUGCCUGGCCACCAUCAUUGAAGUCUUUCAUAAGUACUCGGAGAAAGAGGGGGACAAACACAAGCUGAAGAAAAGCGAGCUGAAAGAGCUGCUGACCCACGAGCUGCCAACACUGACCGAGCAUGUGAAAGACCAGGCCACCAUGGACAGUCUCAUGGAGAGUCUGGACACCGACGGCGACUCUGAAUGCGACUUCCAGGAGUUUAUGACCUUCGUAACCAUGGUAACCAUCUGCUGCCACGAAUUCUUCGAACACCACGAGGACGAAUGAGACGAGAGCCGAGGAAUGGAAACCGUAGAAAUUAAGAAAUUUGACAUAGCUUAACAUAGCAUAGCGUAGAUUUACACUUUUGUAACUUUUUAUUUGUGCUUUGAGCAUUUUUUUUUCUCCACUCGGUUGGUGAUGUCGCUGAUGUUCGCUCGGUUCUGCUGCGGUAAGACGAGGUUGUGAAACGUGUCGGUUUACAAAGAAAGUUUGGGUUUUGUCUUUUGUAUGGAAUUGAACGGAAGGAAAAUAUGAAGUGUGUAAUUUAUUUCAAGUAUUUGAGCUCUUAUUGAGUUUAAUUUAGGCCAAAGGAUAUCUAACCAUAAUAACUAACAUUUUUUAGCUUUUAGAAAUAGAAUAAAUCUAAUAGAACUCUAACUCGUGUUUUGGAAUUUCAGUAAUAUUUUUAUUUUACUUUACAUUUAGGAACAUUUUAGUGAGUUACGCUGUUGGAACAGCAGAAAGCCGUAGACAAAUCACAUAGUUACUUGACCAAAUGGACCAAAGUGUUGAAGUUAAAGAUUUGAAUUAUUUUACUGCUGUCACUCUAAAAUUAAUUCCACUCUCAUCUGUUGUAAAAAAUUACAAUAAGAUUACAAAAGUGAUUUCCUCUGUUUUUAUUUGUGUUUUGUUCCCAUUUUGAUGGUGUUUAUCAACCACCACUGCAAUUAAACAUGUGGAUUUUACUGAUUAAUAUAAUCAAAAAUAAUAAUAAGAGUUUUGUGAAUUGAAACCAAAUGAUCUGAAAUUCUAUAAAAUGAUAAACAAGGAUGAAUUGAAUUUAAAUGAAAAAAAUGUACAUUGUCUUUCCAGAAUUGCACUGCAUGAUUUUGUUCAUUAAACAACUGUGUUGGUAAAGAGCUGAAUCAAUUCCCCACUUUCCUGCUCCUGUGAUGAAGUUGAAUAAAUUACAAAUAUAUUUAAAAAAA